CUUAAAACGUGAGCCUCUACUACUUGAGCUAAAAGACCCUCUAAGCCAAAGCUGUAGCAGGAUCAUCAGCCUCAAUAUGUAGCCCAGCCAGCGCUUGAUGGGGACAGAGUGCCACACUGAAUGGAGAACACUGCCUGAAGCAGGUCCACCAUGCCGUUAGUAACGAGGAACAUUGAGCCAAGGCACCUGUGCCGUCAGACGUUGCCUAGCGUUAGAAGUGAGCUGGAAUGCAUGACCAACAUCACCCUGGCAAAUGUCAUUCGACAGCUGGGCAGCCUGAGUAAAUUUGCAGAGGACAUUUUUGGAGAGCUGUUUACUCAGGCCAACACCUUUGCCUUUCGGGUGAGCUCUCUAGUCGAGAGGGUCGACCGCUUGCAAGUCAAGGUCACUCAGCUGGAUCCCAAAGAGGAAGAAGUGUCCCUACAAGGCAUUAAUACAAGGAAGGCCUUCAAAAGCUCCACCACUCAGGACCAGAAGCUCUUUGACAGAGACUCUCUCCCGGUGCCUGUCCUUGAAACAUACGGCAUCUGCAAUACUCCACCACCUCUCAACAUUCUCUCCCCUUACAGGGAUGAUGGCAAAGAGGCACUCAAAUUCUACACAGACCCUUCAUACUUCUUUGACCUUUGGAAAGAGAAAAUGCUCCAGGACACCAAGGAUAUCAUGAAAGAAAAGCGGAAGCACAGGAAAGAGAAGAAGGAUAAUCCCAACCGAGGGAAUGUGAAUCCGCGGAAAAUCAAAACCCGAAAAGAGGAGUGGGAGAAAUUGAAAAUGGGACAGGAGUUUGUUGAGUUAAAAGACAGACAAGGACCUGCUGGCUAUCCCUCUAAUGUGGUGUAUCAGAAUGGCAGCAUUGGCUCAGACGAGAGCAUGGAAAUGAACUACUAUCCACCACCACCGCAGUCAGAUUCUAUCUCACCACCAUCUCCAUCCUACCCAGAGGACAGCCUGCCUCCACCACCCUUGGAUUUUAGCUACCCAGUAGACAACCAAAGAGGUUCUGGUUCUGGAGGACAAAAAAGAUCCAGCCUGGUCAGUCCAAGCCAUCCUCCACCAGCUCCUCCGAUUGGAUCCCCAUCCAGUGCCAGGCCAGGCUUUGCUCCGCCUCCUGCUCCUCCCCCACCACCACCAAUGUCAGGAAUUCCCCCGCCACCUCCUCCUAUAGGAUUUCCAAAUUCAGGGAUGCCGUCGCCACCAUCUCCAUCCUCCUUCCCUCCUCACCCCGACUUUUCUGCCCCUCCUCCUCCAUCACCUCCAGCAGCAGAAUACUUCGCUGUGCCUCCACCGCCAUCACCUCAGCCAGUAGAUGGUGCUCCUCCCCCUCCUCCCCCUCCUCCUCCUCCUGGUCCCCCACCUGUGCCUUCCAGUGGCAUGGAUGGUGCACCAGCUCCACUUCUGCCUCCAGACUCCUCGGCCUCCAAGCCAAAAUCUUCCUUGCCUCCUGUUACUGAUGCCAGAAGUGACUUGCUGUCAGCUAUCCGUCAAGGCUUCCAGCUCCGCAAGGUGGAGGAACAGCGGGAACAGGAGAAGCGGGACGUUGGGGGCAAUGACGUGGCAACGAUCCUUUCUCGCCGCAUCGCUGUGGAAUACAGCGACUCUGAGGAUGAUUCUUCGGAGUUUGGCGACGACUGGUCUGAUUAACCGUGGUCCUGCUCCCCAGACUCCUCACUAGCCUGACCCCUUUCUUAAAGAGCCAAGUACUUCCUAGGUUGCCAAAGCCUUUUAGCUUUUCCUGUCUCCUCCAGUAACCGAAGAUGUACCAAGGGGGUUCAGCAAAUCACCAUUGGCUUUGGCAAGACUUGCACUCGCCUUUCCAAAAGGUCUCCUGCAAGAUGCUGUGGGUUGCAAUGUUGUUUUCCAGCAGGAGGGGGAGUGGUGCUUGCUCAUUAAAGGAAACUUAAACCACCAGAUUUGCAAUGCCACAGAACAAAGCACGGUUAAAGAUCCUUUGGGAUGUGUUUUUUUUUUUUUUUAAGUUAAAAAUCGGUGACCCUAUUGCAGCCAUAGGGCUCUUCAGAAGGGCAUUUUCAGCCGGUUUUCUCAUUGCAGCAGCAUAUAGGAUAUAGUGGACAUAACUCUCUCUUCCUCUCCAGUUAAUAUUGGGAGUAGUGCUAGAAAAUUGGCUUAAAAUGUCUCUUCUAGGCUACAUCCCAUUAUUAAAUAACCCUUGGAACAAUCCAUUUUUUUUGGUGAUGGAAGCAUCAUUUUUCCAGCAUUUCAAAACUAACCUGCCUAAAAAGCUCUCUCAAGCUGUGGGGCGGCAGGGUGCACUACAUGGAAACCUGGGGGUUAGGUUUUCUUUAAAAGCUGCCUCUACCCCCUCCAAUAGCCUGGUUUGUGCCUCCACCACUGCUGAAGGAGGCUGAACUAAGAGACACCACCUUAGCAAAAGGCUAACCUGGCUGGCUGCCCACUCCGGGGGGUGCAGGGGCAUUACCAGGUCAGGACGUUUCCCUGCUGCUACUAGUGUGCUGAGGGAACUAAGCAGUGACAGCUGGGGCUUGCUAGGUUCUGCUGUGCUGGGAAGGUUUUCAUCUGUUACCUAGUGAGCUCAGCAGUGUCUCUAGAGCAGGAGAUGUAACCAGCGGUAUUGGGUGGGAAGAGGCGAGCUCUGAGCACCAAAUAGGCCCAUUUGGCGUUCAGUGUCUCUACAAUUAACUUACCAGCCAGGGCAAGGAGGUGAAGCAUCAGUGUCUCAUUUGGCCUAUUCAGGGCAGCACUUUGGUCAGUUUGAAUUCAGGUGCUUUUCAUUGAGGUUGAUGGUGCACUUUAUGCAGGGAAUUGAGCAGCAGAAAAUGCCAGUAUUUAGCCUAUGCUGCUGUCUCCUAUCCUGGGGGAGAGGGUUACAUGUUGCAGGGUCUCUCUGUGGACUGAGUCAGCCAUCGGUAACAUUAUAUCUAGCCCAUAUUAGUGGUUUUCCACUACUUCACAUCCACAGUCCAGUAGUUAAUUCUCAGAAAAGAUUGUAUUAUCUCCUUUAGCAGACUAAAUUUACAAAUUCCUGAUCUGCUCCCAGGAGAUGCAUUACAGGUAGGGGUGGAAAUGGGGAUUUUAGAUUAGCUAACUUAGGUUUCAUUGUUUUUAUUACCUUUUUAAGUUGAGUGCAAGCACCUCCAACCAGAUAGAUAACAAAGACCUCUGUGUAGCAGGUGCUUGUUUAAUAUCUUAUCUGGGCUUGACUGUCCAAGUCUCAGUCAGUGUGACAUCAAAGAGCAACUCCUAAGUUUUUCACAGAGAUCACAGCCCAUGUGAUUCCAACUGGGGGGGAGGGACAAUGCAGCUCUGCCUUUACUUUUCUAAAGUAUUUUGCCAACAUGUGCCUCUCCUUCCCUUCCCUCUAUGACUUGCCUUAUUACUGCUUUUGUAUAUCUAAACAAAGAUGUCACCAAUACAUGGGACACCAGAUACAGUCAGAGGUUGCCAUAUUGCCAGAAAAAAAAAAAAAAACCUCUUGGGUUUAUUUGGUUUUUUUAGUGUUUAAAUUCUCACUUUUCUGGAUUCUUGCUAUUUUCUUGAAUACCUUUCCCUUUGCUAACAUUUGAAAGAGACUAAAUGAAGUGGCCGAGAUCUUCGGUUUCUCUAGAGGUUAGGGGACCACGUUUUUGGGUGCAGGUGUUGUCAUGUUCCAGUCUGACUGUAAAGCACCAGUGAAGUUAAUUUAUUAAACCUCUGCACUGCUAUAUUUGGCAGCAAGCCAAGUAUGUAAGGUAGACUCCUAAGAGGGCAUAGGGCUGGUCUUCGUUAUGGGGAGAUUGAUGCUGCAGCAGUCGAUGCAGCAGGGGUGGAUUUAGCGGGUCUAGUGAAGACCAUAAAGAUGCUAAAUUGACGGCAGAGCACUCUGCAGUUGACCCUGGUACUCCAGGUCUCCGAGAAGAGGAAGGGAAGUCGACCGGAGAGUGUCUCCUGUCGCUGCAGCACAGUGAAGACACCAGGGUAAGUUGACCUAAGCUAUGUUGACCUAAGCUUCGUUAUUCACAUAGCUGGAGUAGCGUAACUUAGAUUGAUUUUACCCCCAUAGUGAAAGACAAGCCCAUAGGCAGUGAAACUGACACUGCUUUCUGAUGGGACAAGAACAUGUGAGCAAUGUUAGUUCCAAUCCUCCAGCGCCGAUAAGCCAUAAUGUACUACAGGGCACUGGAAAUUAGGAACACAAAAAUGCCAAACUUGGCUUGUUUUAAAAUUGCUUUGGCUCCACCUGGCUCCAUUUCAUGAGGAGGAAGCUAGUACUCCUUUCAUUCAAAGCUUUGAAAGGUGCGAUAUCCCUUGUGACCUUAAAUGGAUAAUCCAUCUGUGUGCAAGCCACCAGUUGGAUUGUGGAGAAAUAGGGUUGGUGCCAGAUGGUUCUGUGACCAGUCUCGUGGCUCUGCCCAGUGUUCUUAACAUCUAUGCAAUAAAGCCUGUCCCUUUGUACUGGGUGGCCAUAAAGAAGCAAUGCCCACUUAUGCUGAUCAGCCAUUCCAUCAAUAGAAGGAAAAAAAAAUUCUUUAUUCAAGUCUAGUUUAAAAACAGUUCUGCUUUUAAAGUCAUUGGGGUCCUUAGGAGUGGAUCUGAAACAUCGGUUCUCAACCUGGGGGGAAUAGGAGGCGGGGAAGAAAAUAGGCGCCAAGAACAACCUCUCUGCAAGAUGGUUGUACCCAAAUGGCUCUAACUGUAGGGCUGUGACCCAUUCAUGCAAGGGGCACGUGCUUGGCUGGACACCUGGCCACUUUGUUGGUUUAACGUGUUCUUAGCCUAUUUAGUGUGACCGUAGGUACAUUCCAGACAGCACAGUGGAGGGAGCUUCCAGCGUUUAACAAAUCUGGGGAUGAGAAUAAGAGGCUGCUUUUUUGUUUUUUUAAUAGGUGUUCAGGCACGCCUUUGUAUUUCUGUCCAGUCUAACCCAGGUUACGGGUUAUGCAAAUCCAGUGCAGCCAUCUAGCCAGUGCUUAUAGUGGGAGUCAUUUGCCAUUGGAUCUGCUUACUCGCGCUGUCACUUCACAGAGCAUGUUUGGACAGGUCGGGUUGUCUUUCCUUUCUGAGCCUGGUUAAGUAUUCUCUCUCUCUCUUCUCAGCUGUAGUGCCUGGCUGCUUCUCUCAGCAUUCUCCCCUCUCUUCCUCCUCCCCCACCCCCCAUGCACACAGAGUAUGCCUACUACAGGUUUCCAGGGCUCAGCCUGGGGGCUCAUCUGCAGUCAGUGACCUUCAUUGGUUCUCCUCUCCUUAUCAGUCACAGUGCAGCAGACCAGAUCCGGGGAAGAGGCUCUAGGAAGUCCCAAAUGGCCAAGGAACUGCGUGUGAAGUAUAACUUCGUGCGAGAGAGAAUUGCAGUCCAUGGACUUCUUAAACAUGCCUGCUUUAAAAGUACCUGUCCUGGAUGGGUCAAGCCCAUCUCAUAGUUGCCCUGGGUCAAGUUUUCUGUGUCUCUCUUGUUCUUUUACAAAGCCUUGAAGUGGGAUGUGGAUCAGAUUUUAUUACUGUAUUAACGUUAUUCCUUUUGAUUCAUUUUAGAAACUAACCAAUUUUUUUCCUGUCUAGAAUGAUGUAGAACUAGAAAAGCCAUAAUGCUUCGGAAGUGCCUUAUUUCCUAUAUGAUAUAAAUAUAUUUAUAAGAGUAAUUAUUCCAUUUGUAACCUGGGGGUCUACUCUGUGCAAAGGUUGUGUUGGUGGGGAAGAGAUGCACCAUGUCUUAUAAGGAGCCAAAUGAGUCUUAUGGUGUGAAAGGAAAAGGGGUGUGGGAAAGGAUUCUCUGGGUUGUGAGCAGUGGGGAUUACUCCCUUUCAGACCAAAGGAACGCAGAGAAGUAUCAAAAACGAAACCCUGUUAAAGUCUCACCAGCAAAACACUGUACGUCUUUGGCAUCGAGGUUAACAACUUGUUUUACCCCACAGAGUGAACAUUGACAGCCGGAUUCUGGUUUGUUAUGCCAGUGUAAAUCAGGAGUAACACCGCUGGCUUCAGUGGAGUAGUUCUGCCUUUACACCGAUGUAUCUGAAUCCAGAAUCUGGCCGCCUCUGUUUUUCCUAGUAGUGCCUAUUUUCUAUUUUCCUCUGUCAGGUGCUGUUUAGCCAAGCUUUCAUACUGCUUCUUUAUAGUCUGCUUGGUCUCUCCCCCCCCCCUCCCCCGAUGAAGAUCCUUAUCUGCAAUUUUUGUAAUGUACCUGUAAAAAUCUUCCUUUUUUAAAAAUGUAAACUUUAAGAAAAAUCUUGAUAAAACCUUUCUAUCCAAUCAA
Messenger RNA from Mauremys reevesii (Reeves's turtle), 6208 nucleotides. It is a transcript of the gene WASF2, whose product is annotated as WASP family member 2. Gene Ontology annotation, biological process: actin cytoskeleton organization; positive regulation of Arp2/3 complex-mediated actin nucleation. Gene Ontology annotation, cellular component: cytoskeleton. The record is from RefSeq and is a predicted model, not a curated record. The transcript is spliced from 9 exons. Gene Ontology annotation, molecular function: Arp2/3 complex binding; actin binding; protein kinase A regulatory subunit binding. Bases 151 to 1641 code for a protein of 496 amino acids. Lineage: Eukaryota; Metazoa; Chordata; Testudines; Geoemydidae.